AUGGACAAACAGAAACAACUGCCAUUUUAUCUUUACACAGGUCAAUUUAUUAUCUCUCCUCCUAAUACUGCCAUCAUUGGAGUCAUUGGAGAAGGAGUUGUUCUGCCCUGCCACGUGGUAGCAGAUAACAUUCCUGAGGUAUUCUCUGUCCAGUGGAUAUUUCAUGAACAGUCUCAAAAAAUAACUGUCAGCAGAUAUGAUGGAAAGAAGAAAAAGGAGGAACAAGAUGAGAGAUAUCAAGGCAGAACAGAAUUCUUCCACAAUGAAUUUAGAGCUGGCAACAUGUCUCUACGCCUGAAGAAUGUCAGGAGCUCUGACAAAGGAUCAUACACUUGUGUGGUCUCUUUCAAUGACACGUACCAUGAUGUGUUGAUUGAACUGCACGUGACAGGUCAAUUUAUUAUCUCUCCUCCUAAUACUGCCAUCAUUGGAGUCAUUGGAGAAGGAGUUGUUCUGCCCUGCCACGUGGUAGCAGAUAACAUUCCUGAGGUAUUCUCUGUCCAGUGGAUAUUUCAUGAACAGUCUCAAAAAAUAACUGUCAGCAGAUAUGAUGGAAAGAAGAAAAAGGAGGAACAAGAUGAGAGAUAUCAAGGCAGAACAGAAUUCUUCCACAAUGAAUUUAGAGCUGGCAACAUGUCUCUACGCCUGAAGAAUGUCAGGAGCUCUGACAAAGGAUCAUACACUUGUGUGGUCUCUUUCAAUGACACGUACCAUGAUGUGUUGAUUGAACUGCACGUGACAGCUAAAGGUAGUGUGCCUUCCAUUUUCCUGAGGAGUCACAUGAAGCAGGGCAUUGGCCUCACGUGCCAUGCAGCUGGAUGGUUUCCUAAACCUGAGGUGAUUUGGCUGGAUGGCCAAGGACAGGUCCGGAAGGAACUAUCGACCACAAAGAUGACAGUGAUGCCUGCAGGCCUAUACAGCGUUGUAACUUCCAUGAACCUAAACCCGGGCUCUGACAGGGAAGUCUCCUGCAGGAUAGUCAACAAUCUGCUAAAUACAACGAGCGAGUCUCGAAUCCUGAUCGCAGGUAGUCACAAGAAAACAGUUAGCUCAG
Messenger RNA from Nipponia nippon (crested ibis), 1054 nucleotides. Lineage: Eukaryota; Metazoa; Chordata; Aves; Pelecaniformes; Threskiornithidae. The record is from RefSeq and is a predicted model, not a curated record.